Brassicogethes aeneus is the source of this 1241-nucleotide messenger RNA. NCBI's taxonomy places the organism in Eukaryota, Metazoa, Arthropoda, Insecta, Coleoptera, Nitidulidae. The record is from the annotation of a GenBank genome assembly.
AGGGUUUAGCGAUGGGUUUGGAACAACACUGUCGGAAUUGUCAAACCCACUUCUUUUGCGUUUUUUAAAACGUGGCUGCCAGUAGAGUAUGUUUAGUGUACGGCCGUCAUGAAAUUAAGAACAAUUAUCUUGGUAGUAAUAAAUUUAGUGACUUUGGUGAAUGCUCAGUUGCUCGAUGGAAUUUAUUGCGGCAAAGAAAAUUGUUACGAUGUGUUGGGAGUCACGAGAGAGGCUGCGAAAAGCGAAAUAUCGAAGAAUUACAGAAAGUUAGCGAAACAGUUCCAUCCUGACUUGCACCGGGGAGCCGAGGCCAAAGAAGUAGCAGAGGAAAACUUCAAAAGAAUAGCUAAUGCUUAUGAAAUACUGAAAGAUGAAGAGGCCAGACAGGAUUAUGAUUAUAUGUUGGAUAAUCCCGAUGAGUACUAUGCUCAUUACUACAGGUAUUAUAGGAGGCGCGUUGCCCCCAAAGUAGACGUUAGAUUAGUUAUAGUUGUAACAUUAACCGUGAUAUCUGCAAUACAAUACUAUAGUGGCUGGCAGCGCUAUGACACUGCCAUUACUUACUUUAUGACCAAACCAAAGUAUAGAAAUAGGGCUUUAGAUAUAGCUAAACAAGAGGGUUUGUUUAAUGAUGAGAAAAAAGGUAGGAAACAUAAAAUGUCCAAGGAAGAACAGGAAUUGAUUAUUAAGAAAAUUAUUGAAGAUAAAAUGGAUAUAAAAGGUGCCUAUGCUAAGCCUAGCAUUAUGGAUAUUCUGUGGAUACAGUUAAUAAUAUUUCCUUAUACAUUAGUUAAAUAUAUUUAUUGGUAUAUUUCCUGGAUUUGGAGACAUACAAUUUGCAAACAGCAUUAUAGUGAAGAAGAAAAAUUGUACAUAAUUCGUAAAUACUUAAAAAUGGGACAGCAUCAAUUUGAUAGCCAAGAAGACCACAAAAUUGAUGAAUUUUUAAGGAGAGAAUUGUGGAUUAAAGAGAAUUUUGAUGUGUGGUUCAAAGAAGAGGAAGAAAAUGCUAAAAAGCAACUAGCUGAAAAUAAUAGAUACAAACAAUAUCGAAGAUACAUGAAAAAUCAUGGUGUUGGAAGAAUGACCUUUGAUGAUUCAUAGCUAUUUUUUAUUAUAAAAUUUUAAAACUUUAUGGUAUCUAAUUUUACAUAAUUUUAUAAAUGUUGUAAAAGUGAGGUUUGUGAAUACUGUUUUUAAUUUAUUUUUUAUUUAUUUAAUAAAAAGAACUGUUAAAACCA